Molecule: messenger RNA, 2120 nt
Organism: Thunnus maccoyii (southern bluefin tuna)
Lineage: Eukaryota; Metazoa; Chordata; Actinopteri; Scombriformes; Scombridae
Gene: zdhhc22
Product: zinc finger DHHC-type palmitoyltransferase 22
Exons: 3
Coding region: 427-1260 (277 amino acids)
Biological process (GO): protein palmitoylation
Cellular component (GO): Golgi apparatus
Molecular function (GO): palmitoyltransferase activity
Source: RefSeq, a predicted model, not a curated record
AGUGGUCCACAUAAAGGUAAAUGAACAUUUAAAGUGGCAACAAUCAAUAUCCUAAACCAAAUACUGCCACAAAAAGAAAUUAAUUUAAUUUCAAGAAACGUCGAUUCAUGCAAUUUCUUCAAUUAUAUAUUUUCACAUCAAUUAUCCUACAUCGGUUUUGUGUUAGUGUAGCAUUCGUCUACAUGGUCUUCCUAAAAAGGUGGAAUAUAGGUUAAAAAAAAAACAACGAAAAAAAAAGCAGAAAAUAGAUCCAUCCACACCAACAGGCGGCGGUACACAAAGGAGCAGAAACCCUAAUAAUGAAAAAAAAAAGACACCGAUGUGGCUCCACAGCACAGCUUCUCUGUGCGUUUGAAUGAAUCUGCUGAGCUCUGAGGCUCCGUGGUGCUGAACGGACAGCUCCUCCGCUCUCUGACGCCUGCAGACAUGUUCACCAGGAUGCUGAAACUGAGACUCCUCAACGCUGUAGCACCUGCAUACUUCUUCAUGGCUACAGCCGUCACCUUCAUUUUGCACUUCUGCUUUUUCAUCCCAACAAUCUUCCCAAGCCCGGAUACAUCGCUGGUGGGAUCCACAACUCUUCACACAGUUGUUUUCCUUUUCUUAAUGUUCAAUGCAUUGGGGAAUUACACAAUGACUAUCAAAUAUCCUGCUGAAAGUGCCAACGAGACUGUUGUUCCAGUGUGUUCGCCGCACUGCUCGGACAAAGUGGACGCACACUACCUCCUGAAUGGUCGCCACUUCUGCAAACUGUGUAAGAAAGUUAUUCUCAAGAGGGAUCACCACUGCUUCUUCACUGGAAACUGCAUUGGCAACAAAAACAUGCGCUACUUCAUCAUGUUCUGCAUCUACACAUCAUGCACUUGUAUGUACUCCUUGGUUCUUGGUGUGGCCUUUCUUACAGUGGAGUACUCCAUCUCCUUUGAGAACCCACUGACCUUCCUGACUCUUCUCCCCCUCUCCACCGGUUACUUCUUCAUGGGAACGAUCUCAGGCUUGCAGCUCUUCCUGGUGCUGAUGCUGUAUGUGUGGCUGGGCAUCGGCCUGGUGUGUGCAGGCUUCUGUUGCCAGCAGGUGCUGCUGGUGGCCCGGGGUCAGACCUGGUGUCAGAUGCAGAGGGGGCAGCUUGUGGAGAACCGCAGCCCUUGGAGAACCAACCUAAAGGAUGUUUUUGGUACCCGCUGGUUCCUUGGCCUUAUCCUGCCUGUGCAGACAGUGGAGAUGUGCUCUGAAGACUCAGAUGCACAUAAACAAGACUGAGUGCUAACCACAUAUCAUAUCAAUAAUAGCUCCCAAUAGGUCACACAAGCGUAACAAGUUAUAGAAAAGGCUUUCUAGGGAUCUGUAUGGUGAUUGAAUUUGAAUAUAAAUGGAUGCUUUAUGACCUCUAACGUAGUCUGUGAAAUAGUUAGCUCUUAGCAUACAUUCCUUUAAGGACAGGAGCCAUAUAAGCAAUGUGAAACUUUUAAAUAAGUGCAUAGUGUAAGUGUAUCCUUUAAAUAAGACAAGAUAAGAUGGCUUUGCAUAAGUGCAUGCAUUCUCAGCUUUGCAUUUUUGUAUUAUGCUACUGAUUUGAACGCCUGUGCCAUGCAGUGCUCUGAGAUUAGCAGUCAAAGCGCGCUGUUCUUCCAUACUUCCUCAUAGGACGCUGCAGUGUGACAUUCAGGAACUUUAUGGUAGUUUUUACGACAACAAUCCACUUUGAUGUUAAGGGCUAGCAGACAAGAAAACCACAGUAUGUACUGCUCCUCAGCAUAAACUGCCAGGCUUCACAUUGUUUUGACAAUAAACUGUUACAUGUUGAGCCUGAUGUUCCUGAGGACUGAGGAUAUAAAACUUUAUAUGAUGUGGUUGGGGGGAAAUAUGAGGAUGAUGUGCCACAUAAUUAUCCAGGGUAUUAAUCACAAUGUGCCAUAAAAUCAUGUCUUACAUGCUUACAGAUGACCCCAAAGAUGAGGUUUUCACUACACUGCUAAUGAUAGGGCCCUUUGGUAAUAAUAGUAAGGACUUUUCACUGUUAUGCUGCAGCUACAGCUACUGUAUGACAUAUUCUACAUUAUGCCAAACAUGUUUUGGAUUUCAAUAAAUAUGUCUUUACUUUUUAGAGCUAUUUUUGUCUA